Leptonychotes weddellii (Weddell seal) is the source of this 605-nucleotide messenger RNA. The record is from RefSeq and is a predicted model, not a curated record. NCBI's taxonomy places the organism in Eukaryota, Metazoa, Chordata, Mammalia, Carnivora, Phocidae.
GCAACUGUCCCUUGGCGGUCGCCGUAGGCCGCGAGGCCCGGGAGCGCUUUUCUAUUGGCUGGGCAUGUUUGGCGCCAAAGAGCGAAGCAGAGGCGGAGGCGAGUAUCCGCAGCUGUGGGACUGCAAGCCAUAGGAUACCCAGAGCGGUGUGCGUGAACCCGGCGACCGUUUGGCGUGAGAGCCGGCGGUUAACGAGACAUCGGGACCGGGGCACGUACGACAUGUUCUGCGAAAAGGCCAUGGAGCUGGUUCGCGAGCUGCAUCGCGCGCCAGAAGGGCAGCUGCCAGCCUUCAACGAGGAUGGACUCAGGCAAGUUCUGGAGGAGAUGAAAGCCUUAUAUGAACAAAACCAGUCUGAUGUAUGUUUACAGAUGGAGUGGUUCAAUCAUUAUAAAAAGUCCCUUGCUACUUAUAUGAGGUCACUGGGAGGAGAUGAAGGUUUGGACAUCACACAGGAUAUGAAACCUCCAAAAAGCCUAUAUAUAGAGGUGCGGUGUAUAAAAGACUACGGAGAAUUUGAAGUUGAUGAUGGUACUUCAGUCCUAUUAAAAAAAAAUAGCCAGGUAUUUCUCGUCUUGAGAUACUUUAAAUCUUAUGAGUGUUGA